Messenger RNA from Chlorella variabilis, 960 nucleotides. RefSeq lists its product as hypothetical. Gene Ontology annotation, biological process: proton transmembrane transport. The record is from RefSeq and is a predicted model, not a curated record. Gene Ontology annotation, cellular component: proton-transporting V-type ATPase, V0 domain. The coding region runs from base 64 to 669 and encodes 201 amino acids. The transcript is spliced from 5 exons. Lineage: Eukaryota; Viridiplantae; Chlorophyta; Trebouxiophyceae; Chlorellales; Chlorellaceae. Gene Ontology annotation, molecular function: proton-transporting ATPase activity, rotational mechanism.
CGCUGAAGUAGCAGCACCCGGGAGGUCGGCGAUCGGGGCGGCUUUUGGGCCCCAGCUGCAGCCAUGAAGGCCCUCAUGCUGGGCGUGUGGGCCAUACUGGCGCUGCCCUCCUUCCUGCUGCUCCUCUAUCUGCUGAACGUAGACCUAGCCUACCUCUUCUUCCUCUUCAAGAAUAUCAGCCCCUACUUCUGGUCUGCGCUCGGCAUCAGCCUCUGCGUGGGCCUGAGCAUCGUGGGCGCCGCCUGGGGCAUCUUCAUCACAGGCUCCAGCCUGGUGGGUGCCGCCAUCCGCGAGCCCCGCAUCACAUCCAAAAACCUGAUUAGCAUCAUCUUCUGCGAGGCGGUGGCCAUCUACGGAGUCAUUGUGGCCAUCAUCCUGCAGACCAAGGUGGAGGCUGUCAAGCCCAACGCCGACGGUUCGUACGGCCUGGCCGCCGCCAACGCCGGCUAUGCCAUCCUGGGCGCGGGGUCGGUGACGGGGUGGGCCAACCUGGCGUGCGGGCUGUCGGUGGGCAUCGUGGGCAGCAGCGCCGCGCUGUCCGACGCCGCCAACUCCACCCUCUUUGUGAAGAUCCUGGUGGUGGAGAUCUUUGCCUCCGCGCUGGGCCUGUUUGGCGUGAUCAUCGGGAUCAUUAUGGCGGGAAAUGCAAACUUCACGGCACAAGGCUGAUGCAUCGCAGCGCUCCGUAUGGGCAGGUGGCGCCACACCGCGCCCCGCCCAGCCCCAUGCCUUUUCCCUAACUUGCGCUCAACAACGUAAUGUUUACCGCUGGUUUGUUCUGUGCUCGCCGUCCGGGCGCCGUCCCAUUUCCUGUUUGCACCCUCUCUGGCCCCACCCCUCAGUCGGCGAUGUGCCGCGCGGUGUGGUGCUGCAGCGCCGCCUCCAGCCGCUGCCGCUGCUGCUCGGGCUGGCACGGCUCCGCCUCAUACAUGCCGGCCAGGCUGUAAACCGACACCACCC